Zalophus californianus (California sea lion) is the source of this 417-nucleotide messenger RNA. Its product is annotated as proteasome maturation protein-like. The record is from RefSeq and is a predicted model, not a curated record. Gene Ontology annotation, biological process: proteasome assembly. The coding region runs from base 1 to 417 and encodes 138 amino acids. The transcript is spliced from 2 exons. NCBI's taxonomy places the organism in Eukaryota, Metazoa, Chordata, Mammalia, Carnivora, Otariidae. Gene Ontology annotation, cellular component: cytoplasm; nucleus.
AUGCACGCCAGAGGCUGUGGGCGGCAGCGAAGGGAUGGUAUUCCAGUUACUGAACUCUCAGCAAGCAGACCUUCUGAAAGUCAUGAUCUUCUUCAUAAAAGGCCUUGUGUAAAAAAUGAACUUUUGCCCAGUCAUCAUCUUGAAUUAUCAGAAAAAAAGUUCCAGCUCAAACAAGAUAAAAUGAAUUUUUCCACUAAAAUUACAAAUGGAGGAGCACCAAUAAAAUCACAAAUGGAAUUCAAGGCAGAGCAGCAGGCUCAGGGUCUUCCAUUUCUUCCGAGCUCCAACCUUUCACUGGGUAUUUUCAGGGGUAAUGAUGAGACUAUUGGAUGUGAAGAUAUUCUUAAUGAGCCGUCACAAAGUGAACUAAUGGAAGAACCAGACUUGAUGGCGGAAUAUAAACUCGGUUUCCUAUAA